CUGCUCUGCGUGUACGCGGAGUGACGGGUGGCCCCUGCACUCCCGCUGGACCCCGCCCCGCUGGGCUCCUCCGCCCUCGAUGUGCGCCCGCAACUGUGCCAACACAACAAGCAAUUGCUGCACCAAACAACCGCAAAAUGUCACGAACAGCAGCCCUCUCUUCCUUUAUUGAUAGCGCACCGCCGGGUGAGCUCGCGGAUGUCACCAAAGCAAUCAAGUCAAUCCUCGGCAACGACUCUGUGCAGAACGAGCUCUCUCCCGCAUUCCAAAAGUACAACGAAGAGCAAUUCGCUACGACCAAGCUCCCUGGCGGCAGCACUGAGGUCCUAGUCAGCCAGUACAACUCGCUGGGCGACGGCAGGUACUACGACAUUGACACGCAGAGCUCGUUUGAUUUCGACCAUGUCACUGGCAAGGCAAGCGCCGUGCAAAGCUACGUUGUGGAAACUUCCAACGACGACCUUCUCAAGAGCCUUAACAAAGCCCUAAGCACACACGCUGCAGAACACUACCCCAAGUCCUCACACGGCGUGUACCCGAUCCCUUCAUCCUCCAACUUCGCCAUCAUCACCGUCGCAAACAAGUACUCGCCCACAAACUACUGGAACGGCCGCUGGCGCAGCUCAUACACCUACGACUCGUCCUCGGGCAGCAUCACAGGCAGCAUAAAAGUCGACGUGCACUACUACGAAGACGGAAACGUACGCCUGCUUACCACCAAGGAGGUCAGCGUUAAUGGUAGCGGUGCCAGUGGACCGGAGGUCGUGAGGAAGAUUGCAGCGGAGGAGAAGAAGUACCAGGAGGAUUUGAAUAAGGCGUUUGCUAGUUUGAGUGAGGGCGCGUUCAAGUCGCUGAGGAGACAGCUGCCGAUUACCAGGCAGAAGAUUGAGUGGGAGAAGAUUAGCGGGUAUAGGUUGGGUCAGGAUAUUGGUGGUGGAAGGAGGUGAGAAGGUGGCUUUGCACAGACGAUGAUGGUUUGUCAAGAAGGUUUGUCAAUGGGCGGAGGCGAUUCGUAGCGAUAUACCUAGCAGGAAUGAAGUACUGAAUGCGUGUGAAUGAUAAACUGUCCUUGGUUUAUCCAUCUGUAUACCUCAAUGAUGCUGGAGGAAUAUGGCAUGGUUUCUGAUGGAGCAAAAUGGGUGUCAUACGCAUAUACAUAAUCGAGAGAAAAACAUAACUCAGAUCCGGAAGAUUGACGGAAAUCAACAAAAAAACGCCCGCUGAUUGGAGAGAGACGAACAAGCCUGUCUCUGUCUCCCUCUCUCCCGACCACCACCCUGAAGACAAAGGAG
Messenger RNA from Bipolaris sorokiniana ND90Pr, 1292 nucleotides. RefSeq lists its product as uncharacterized. Gene Ontology annotation, biological process: actin cytoskeleton organization; barbed-end actin filament capping. The transcript is spliced from 4 exons. Lineage: Eukaryota; Fungi; Ascomycota; Dothideomycetes; Pleosporales; Pleosporaceae. The record is from RefSeq and is a predicted model, not a curated record. Gene Ontology annotation, cellular component: F-actin capping protein complex; actin cortical patch. Gene Ontology annotation, molecular function: actin filament binding. Bases 138 to 947 code for a protein of 269 amino acids.